Molecule: messenger RNA, 1485 nt
Organism: Cutaneotrichosporon oleaginosum
Lineage: Eukaryota; Fungi; Basidiomycota; Tremellomycetes; Trichosporonales; Trichosporonaceae
Source: RefSeq, a predicted model, not a curated record
CGGUCUCGCUCUUGAUCAUCUAUAAUCCUCGUUCUCGCGCGUCCCCAGCGCUCAUCGCAUCCACAAUGGCGCCCAUCGUGACCUAUCCUCCAUACAACCAGCCGAGCGUCGCGCCCUCGCCUACGGUCCAGCCUCCGCGCGAGCUGCUCGCCCUCCGUCGCCCACCUCCCUCCACCGCGCCCGCUCCGCCCGCGCGCCCAUCCCUCGCACCUCCUCCGAAGGGAUACACGCGCACGCUGCAUGCUGCGCCGGCUGCGUGGCCCAAGACGCUGAAGGAGAGCGUGGGUAGCUUUUCUCGGCAGGCAGACCCCUUCGGCCCCGUGCCCGCCAAGGAGAGCAAGGAGGAGCGCGCGGCGCGCAUCGUCCGUGAGAAGGACGUGAGCUGCGGGCGGCGCAAGGACGCGACGUACUGGUCCAUCGAAGAGGCCGAGGCCUCAUCCCAGCCACCGCAGUGGCUCGCCGUCGAGCGGUGGCACCGAGACGUGCCCGACAACGACGGCAUCACGCUCGUUGUCGCACAUGCCAACGGUCUCCAGAAGGAGCUGUAUCACCCCAUGAUCGCGAAGCUGCUCCAGAAGUCAGAGCCCGGGGCCUUGUUCGGAACAGGCGCCCCGCUUGACCCCGCAGUGAUGGUGCCGAUCAUUAACGACGUCUGGUUCCUCGACGACGUGCACCACGGCGCCAGCGUGGACCUGAACGCUGGCAAGCUGGCGAGCAUGUACGCGUGGGCUGAUUGCGCGCGCGACUGCCUCAACUUUGUGAAGCACGUUCUUCCCACUGCUGGCGGCUCGUACCAGAUGAAGUGGAGCGAUGGUGUCACUGCGCCUCCGGUCAUCGGCGUCGGCCACUCCAUCGGCGGCAACGCCAUGGUGCAGGCUGCGCGUGCUGCGCCAGGAUGCUUCUCCGCACUCCUCCUACUGGAGCCCAUGUGCCAGCCGGCUCUCGGCAACGUCCAGGUCAAGAUGGGCAACCCAAUCGUGCAGGGCGCGCUGAAGCGCCGGUCCGAGUGGCCCUCGGUCAAGUCGGCCGCCGAGAGCCGCACCAACCCCAUGUUCAAGACGUGGGACCAGGACGUCUUCGAUCUGUACCUCCAGACCUCUCUCGUGCCGACAGGCAACGGCGAGGAGGUGACGCUCGCGACGCCCAAGUGGGCCGAGGCGGCCAUUUUCUCGGACCCCGAGGGCCCACAGCGCGGAUGGGACGCCCUGCCCGAACUCCGCUGUCCUGUCGGCUUCGUGCUUGGCGGCGACCCGAUGUGGCUCGGCGGGCCCAAAGUCGUUCCCGAGAUUCCCUGGCGCGCACCCCGCAGCCGCAACGAGCGCAUCAUGGCGGGCGGACAUCUCCUGCCCCAGGAGAGGCCAGCAGAGUGUGCGGACGCGGCAUGGCGCUUCUUCACGACCCUGGCGGCAGGCCAGUGGGAUGCGACGGCGAGCAAGCUGUAGUUUGCAUGCGACCAUAGAAAAUACAUGCAUCAGUCUUAGUCUU